CAAACAGUUCUCCCAUACAGUAUAUUGGAACGUAGCUGACCAACUUUACAACAUAAAAAUUAGUCCUAUAUAUUAAAGCGAAGCUGUAUAAAAUAUCUGAAGGAAGAAAGAAGAUGAUGAUGGGACAGGGGAGCUACAUGGCGCCGGCGGGAGGGAAUCCGGCGGUGGCGGUGGUGGGGCAACAGUUCAUGGCACCAUACCCGGUUGAUCUAACCAUUGUGCGGAAGAUGAUGAGCAUUUCAGAAGGUAACUUUGGGGUAACCGAUGCAAAUGGAAACAUCAUGUUUAAAGUGAAGGGUAAAUUCUUGAGCCUUCGUGAUCGCCGUAUCUUGCUCGAUGCUGCCGGUAAUCCCAUCGUUUCUCUCCAGCAGAAGAUAAUAAGUCUACAUAGGAGAUGGGAAGUUUAUAGAGGGGAUAGCAAAGAGUCCAAAGAUUUACUCUUCACUGUGAAGAAGUCGUCUCUCCUCCAAUUCAAAACUGAAUUGGAUGUUUUCUUGGCAUCUAAUACUUCUGAAAGCAACUGUGACUUCAAAGUCAAAGGCAGCUGGUUGGAGAGAUCAUGUUCCAUUUAUGCUGGAAAUACUUCAACUGUCAUAGCCCAGAUGCACAGGAAGCAUAGUGUUAGUAGCGUUGUGCUUGGAAAGGACAAAUUUGCAGUGACUGUGUACCCAAAUGUUGAUUAUGCCUUCAUCGUUGCCCUCGUCGUGAUUCUUGAAGAAAUCAAUGAAGAUCGCAAAGAUGAAGACUAAAUCAAGGCUGCUUACUCACAUAGUAUGUUUGCCUAUUCAUAUACUAGUGCGUCUAUCCUUACUGUUUUCGUUGCUUGUUUGACAAAAAGUUUCCUUUACUCUGGUUUCUUAAGAACUUCAUAAUGUGUAUGUUAAGGAGUUGAAACUAUGAAGGUACUGUAAUAUGCCGAAUGUUGUUUGUCGUAAGUUAAUAUGGAAUAAAUGUGUGCUUGCAUUCGUAGAUAA
Molecule: messenger RNA, 974 nt
Organism: Daucus carota subsp. sativus
Lineage: Eukaryota; Viridiplantae; Streptophyta; Magnoliopsida; Apiales; Apiaceae
Product: protein LURP-one-related 15
Exons: 3
Coding region: 114-749 (211 amino acids)
Source: RefSeq, a predicted model, not a curated record